UCACCUACAUACGCUAUUGUAUAACCGAUUGCCUACGUUCCAGCCUUCCAACCUCACUACCCUUCUGUUGUCGAUCUAUCAAAAUCUGACAUCCGCAAACACCAGUUUGUUGUCAUUAAAAUACAAAAAAAUAGGCUGAUUUGUUAUUAACAAUACCUUUAGCCCUUUAGCUAGUCACAGUGAUUUUAGCCACGGCUAUUCAACGUACUACUUAUGGGGAAGAAUGAAGAGACUCUGAAUUUAUCCAAUACGAGACUGAAGAAGCUGAACAAGUGCACCCCCAGCGAGAGCCAGAUCACCGAACUGAUCCUCGACGACAAUGAACUGCAGAGGUUGGACAAUAUCGAUUCUUUUUUGAAAGUCGAAAAGCUUUCUGCUUGCCGGAAUCAAUUGUUGCGCAUGUAUGGGGUGUGCAGGCUUCACAAUCUUCAUACGCUCAAUCUGAGCAACAACGGCAUUUUAACCAUCGAAGGCUUGAAAGAGCUUACGGGGCUCAAGUGGCUGAACUUGGCAGGGAACAGCAUUAAGAUCAUUGAACACUUGAAUACUAAUAUAAACUUGGAGUGUUUGGACUUGUCUGAGAAUAGCGUUACGCAUAUAAGUGAUCUGGCCUUUCUGAAAAGUCUUAAGCAAUUGUUUUUGCACAAGAAUAAAAUCAACCAUCUGAGCCAAUGCGACCGGUUUUUGCCUCCCAGUCUAACCACUCUUACUUUAGCUAACAAUAACAUUGCCGAUUUGAAUGAGAUCUCCAGGUUGGCCCAUUUGGGCAAUUUAUCCAAAAUAUCCAUAGCUAACAACCCAUGUGUUAAUAUGACCGGUGGGAAUAUAGGCUUCGACUACCGUCCAUUUGUAAUUAAUUGGUGCUUGAACGUUAAUGUGAUCGACGACUACGUGGUGGACGCGAUAGAAAGUUUGAGAGCCGAGUGGCUCUACUCUCAAGGCAGAGGGCGACAUUUUCGCGUCGGUGACCAGAAGGAGCUGGUGCACUAUUUGUCCACUGUAUGCCCUUUGACUGGAGAAACUCUAGAAACAGAGGACGAUCGGAAACUGAGACUCAUUCUCAGCAAGGCGCAGCAUCAUCAGCAACAGCUGCGCGAGCAGUCCUCCAACUCCACUCCUCACGCCUCUCCAUCCACAAGGAAAAGAAUGCAGCAGGGCAAGAACUCAUCUCGUCUUAACUCUUUGCGUGCGGCCAGCAAGCCGAAAUCUCCCGAUCGCAUGGCGAUGAGCUGCUACAACACUCUGAGCGGAAGCGGCGAUAGCGAGACCAACUCUUUUAUGAGCCAGAGCUUCGACGCAGCCAUUCUAAGAAAGUCCAAAGAGAUGUCUGAGUCGUUCAGCAACUCUAUUAUAAACACUGAACCGAUGAUGAACAGUUCCAUGCAUGUGGCCCAGAUGGUGCAGGUGCCCGAAGAUCGAGAAAGUCUUGACUACCGGCCAAGCACUUUGAUCGAGAAACUGGGCAAGCUGCAAAGUGCGCAACUCGUCCACAGUGCCCCGGCCAAGUUGACGCACUCGCCGAAGAGCAACCGCUUGACCACGUCACUGGCUCGAUCUCAAAGCGGUCGCAAUUGCGCCACACCAUCUCCCCACCGCCAAAGAAAAAUGCAGGACUCAAUUAGAAAAGAGCCGAAUAGAAGAGGGUUGACUACGCGCACACGGUCGCCCAGCAGUGAGGACGAGUCGGAAAUGUGCGCUUCAAAAGCGGAUGAACGAAGACUGCAAAGGAACACAGAGAACAGCAACAAUGAAAAAGUACGACAGGCUGCCACUUGCAUUCAGAAAAUGUGGCGCGGAUACUACACGAGGAACAAGGACAAGGAUGUGCAGGAAAUGUUCAAAGUGCUGCAGAAUCAGCGCGCCUAUGCAUAUAUCCAGAAACUGGCUACUGACAUGGAAACCACCAAGGCAGCGCUGGAAAGCGAGAGGAAGAUCCAGAUGUUGCAGACAGAGGCCAUAAGCGCCCUAUGGAAAAAGGUGUCCUGUCUAGCCGGCGCUAAUGGCGAAACAGCUACCAGCGCGUCCAGUAUCAACAUGACGGACUUAAACCAAGAUAACUCGGACGUCGUCAAACAAGUGGCGCAAACUUGCUCGGUCCUCCAAAAUCAGAUUCAGCAGCUUCAGCAUUCUAUGCAGGACAUUUUAAAUGUGAUGGCCGUUUUUAGUCAGAGUGCUGGUCUGAGCCAUCAGCUCAAAGAGAACGGCAUCGCCACUCAGACGGAAAUCGUGGCCGUUCACACUCCACAGUUUCAGCAACAACAUCGGCCCUCCUCUCUGCCCCUGCCAGUCUCUCAGCGGAAAAAGGACAGCGUCGACAACACCAACAAAGAACUUCAACAGUUUGCGGACACUUUAGUAGACGGCGUGAUCAAGACAGUGUCCGAAAGCCAGGACACCUUGGACGUGGCCCCAUUGGAGGACGAUCAACCCUCAGCCGACAACACAUAACAGAGUAGAAGUCCGGGUUGAAGCAACGAGACACUGAUGGACAAUGUUCAGCCAGCUUUUUUAGCUAUUAAGUAAGCGAAGCUACUUAAUAGCUAAAACUACGCUAGAUUUCGCUUCGAAGAAACUUGUACAGUAUUGUGUCGUUUUUACUUUAAUUGUCACGGAAAAGGUAAGUACCAGUAGCGUGAGUCUAUUGCGAAACCAAAGAUAUUAUGGAGCUUUAAGUCGGGCUGCAGCUCGAGUUUUUUUUAUGUUUUUACGCACUCACAUUGAUUAGUUAUUUAAGGUUCGAUCCUGUACGUUUUGCUUGAGGAUAUGACGCAUUAGAAAUCUAUUAAGUA
This is a messenger RNA of Dendroctonus ponderosae (mountain pine beetle), 2789 nucleotides long. RefSeq names its product centrosomal protein of 97 kDa (gene Cep97). NCBI's taxonomy places the organism in Eukaryota, Metazoa, Arthropoda, Insecta, Coleoptera, Curculionidae. Gene Ontology annotation, molecular function: U2 snRNA binding; protein binding. Gene Ontology annotation, biological process: mRNA splicing, via spliceosome. The transcript has 16 exons. The record is from RefSeq and is a predicted model, not a curated record. Bases 214 to 2448 code for a protein of 744 amino acids.